UGAAAUACGAGACGUGUUUUUGAGCCAUCCUAAAAUAACCCGGAUCUCGCGGGCAUAUUUGUAGGCAGCCAAAAUCCGGGAGCGAGUGGGGUCCUUAGCCUUGGGUGUCAUUGGUGAAUGACCGAAGAUGUCUCACAGCAGGUUGUUUGCCAAGCUGCUUUUGCAGCAGAGUGGAGUCAGGCAUUGUUAUACGGGUUCAAGAAAGAACCUCUACAUCACUAAGGACACAAAGGUCAUCUGCCAAGGUUUCACGGGGAAGCAGGGGACGUUUCACAGUCAGCAGUCGCUUGAUUAUGGCUCCCAGUUAGUCGGAGGAGUUUCCCCUGGUAAGGGCGGGAAGACGCACCUUGGCCUGCCGGUCUUCAACUCAGUCAAGGAGGCGAGGGAGGGCACAGGGGCAGAUGCCACUGUGAUUUAUGUACCCCCUCCGUUCGCGGCGGCGGCCAUCAUCGAGGCCAUCGACGCCGAGAUGCCCCUGGCGGUGUGCAUCACCGAGGGCAUCCCCCAGCAGGACAUGGUGAGGGUCAAACAUAAGCUGAUGCGCCAGGGGACCACCCGCCUCAUAGGCCCCAACUGCCCAGGAGUCAUCAACCCUGGAGAAUGCAAGAUUGGCAUCAUGCCCGGCCACAUUCACAAGAAAGGAAGAAUUGGUAUCGUCUCCAGAUCGGGUACCCUGACGUAUGAAGCUGUGCACCAAACUACUCAAGUCGGCCUGGGCCAGUCACUCUGUGUUGGUAUCGGCGGGGAUCCGUUUAAUGGCACAAACUUCAUAGACUGUCUGGAGGUGUUCCUGAAAGAUCCCAAAACGGAGGGCAUCAUCCUGAUCGGAGAAAUCGGAGGGAAUGCAGAGGAGAAUGCAGCCGAAUACCUGAAAGAGCACAACACUGGUGCUAAUGCAAAGCCCGUGGUGUCCUUCAUCGCGGGACUAACCGCUCCCCCCGGGCGUAGGAUGGGGCACGCAGGCGCCAUCAUCGCUGGCGGAAAGGGUGGAGCCAAAGAGAAGAUUGCAGCCCUCCAGUCUGCUGGAGUUGUGGUCAGCAUGUCCCCUGCUCAGCUGGGCAGCACUAUGUCCAAGGAGUUUGAGAAGAGGAAGAUGUUGUAAAUUGUGCGAGAAGGCAACUGACCUUUUACCCCCCCCCCACCCGCGCCAGAAUUGAGACGAGCAGCCGGAUUCAGGAGGUGGAUAUGCCCUGCAGUGUCUGAACACCCUGAUCAUUUCAACUGCGAAGCGCACAUACAGUGUUUAUAUUGUAAUUUCUGCCAUGAACAUGUACCUUGCACAUAAGGAAAGAAUAAAACAUCACUGGCCUCCUAAAGAACUAAUUGUACACAAUGUAGUCGCUUUUUAGAUGUGGUUUAUGUGUGUGUGUUUUUUUUCCUUCCUCCACACAGUGUGUGCAGCUGAAGAAAGUAUGCCGUAGUGAUCAGUUUCAUUCUGUUAUGCUCAUGCUGUAAGAUGUAUUUCAUUGCCCGAUCCACUGGCUGCCCACCUGAAUAAGAAGUAUUUCUCAUUUCA
Molecule: messenger RNA, 1516 nt
Organism: Mugil cephalus (flathead mullet)
Lineage: Eukaryota; Metazoa; Chordata; Actinopteri; Mugiliformes; Mugilidae
Gene: suclg1
Product: succinate-CoA ligase GDP/ADP-forming subunit alph
Exons: 9
Coding region: 128-1102 (324 amino acids)
Biological process (GO): tricarboxylic acid cycle
Cellular component (GO): succinate-CoA ligase complex (ADP-forming); mitochondrion
Molecular function (GO): succinate-CoA ligase (ADP-forming) activity; succinate-CoA ligase (GDP-forming) activity
Source: RefSeq, a predicted model, not a curated record